CUCACCCUCCGGUUCCUCCUGCGUGACGCACGGAGCCCAGACAGUCCGCUCAGCUCGCAGCUCGGAACCGUCCUGAGCAACAUGCAGGAUGGCGAGUGUGGAGACAGCCGCCGAACACGAGCGUAUCCUUCGGGAGAUCGAGAGCACAGACACCAACUGUAUCGGACCGACCCUCCGGUCGGUGUACGACGGUCAGGAACAUGGUCUCUUCAUGGAGAAGCUGGAUGUGCGCAUCAGGAACCACGACAGAGAGAUCGAGAAGAUGUGUAACCAUCACUUCCAGGGGUUCGUUGACUCCAUCACAGAGCUGCUCAAAGUGCGAGGGGAGGCGCAGAAACUGAAGAGUCAGGUGACCGAGACAAACAAGCGUCUUCAGGAUGAUGGCAAAGUGCUCAUCGGCUCGAUGGAGGAGCUGAAGCAGUGUCGAGUGCAACAGAGGAACAUCGCUACCACCGUAGACAAACUGACACACUGCCUACCAGUCCUGGAGAUGUACAGCAGACUUCAAGAACAGAUGAAGGCCAAAAGGUACUACCCGGCACUGCGGACGUUGGAGCAGCUGGAGCAUACGUGUCUUCCCAGGGCGGGCCAGUACAGGUUCUGCUCCAUCAUGGCGGAAAACAUCCCUAAACUGAGGACGCAGAUCCGAGACACGGCCAUGACGCAGCUGAGAGACUUCCUGGAGAGCAUUCGGAAACAUUCUGACAAGAUAGGAGAGGCUGCCAUCAGACAGGCCCAGUUACAGCGCUCAUUGGACAGCUCGGUCUCCGUACAGCCAAGGGCCCUGAUUGGCCGACGCAGCAGAAAGGAGGCGGCGGCGGUAAACACGGACGGCUACGCACAGGGUGGCAGUCCAGUGUCAGAACAGGACUCCGGCAUCCUGGAUGUUGAGGAUGAAGAGGAGGACGAUGAAGUCCCAGGAGCUCAUGACUUGGUGGAUUUCUCUCCAGUUUACCGCUGUCUGCAUAUCUAUACUGUGCUGGGUUUGCGUGAUGUGUUUGAGAACUACUACAGAAAGCAGAGGAGGAAACAGGCUCGCCUUGUGCUGCAGCCCCACUCUAACAUGCAUGAAACUCUGGAGGGAUACAGGCGGUACUUCAAUCAGAUUGUCGGUUUCUUUGUCGUGGAGGACCAUAUCCUCCACACCACACAGGGUUUGGUCAACAGAGCGUACGUGGAGGAGCUUUGGGAGCUGGCGCUGUCCAAAAUCAUUGCGGCCUUGAGGACGCACUCUUCGUACUGUGACAACCCUGACCUGGUGCUGGAUCUGAAGAACCUCAUUGUCCUUUUUGCUGAUACACUGCAGGGUUACGGUUUCCCAGUGUCACAGCUCUUCGACAUGCUGCUGGAGAUGAGGGAGCAGUACGGAGAAAUCCUGCUCAAGAGAUGGAACAUCACCUUCAGGCAGGUGUUGGACCAGGACAACUACAGUCCGAUCCCAGUCUCAACAGAGCAGGAGUACAAACACUACACUUCCCAGUUUCCCCUGCAAGACCCCGAACUGGAAAAGCUUCCCUUCCCCAAGAAGCUUCCCUUCUCAGAGUUUGUGCCAAAAGUCUACUGCCAGCUCAAAGAGUUCAUCUAUGCUUGUCUGAAAUAUUCUGAAGACCUGCAUCUCAGUUCCACGGAGGUAGACGAUAUGAUCCGCAAGUCCACAAAUCUGUUGUUGACCCGAACCCUCAGCCACUGUCUGCAGUACGCCAUUAAGAAGAAGAAUGUCGGGCUGGCAGAGUUGGUGCAGGUGAUCAUUAACACCACUCACCUGGAGCAGAGCUGUCACUUUCUGGAGGAGUUCAUAUCAAACAUCACAAAUGUCCCGCCUGACAUAGCAAACGCUACCAAGCUGUACGGCACCUCCACCUUCAAGGAUGCUCGUCAUGCGGCCGAGGCGGAGAUCUACACCAGCCUCAACGCCAAGAUCGACCAGUUCCUGCAGCUGGCUGAUUACGACUGGAUGGCCGCGGUGCCGGGAGGUGGGACUCCGGAAGCCAGCGACUACCUGAUUGACCUGAUCGCUUUUCUGAAGAGCACCUUCAGUGUCUUCACCAACCUGCCUGGUAAAGUGGCCCAGACAGCCUGCAUGUCAGCCUGUAAACACAUCUCCACCUCCCUGAUGCAGCUCCUGCUUGACCCGGAGGUGAGACAGAUCUCAAUAGGAGCUCUGCACCAGAUCUACACCGACGUCAAGGAGUGCGAGAGUUUUGCCAGAGCCGGCCCGGUCGCAGGCUUCCAGGGUGACACGUUGCUUCUGGCCUUCAGUGACUUGAGACAAUUACUGGACCUGUUCACACAGUGGGAUUGGUCGACCUACCUGGCUGACUACGGCAAACCUACCUGCAAAUACCUGAGAGUCAACCCACACACCGCACUGGCCCUGCUGGAGAAGAUGAGGGAGACGAGCAGGAAGAACAACGUCUUCGCCCAGUUCAGGAAGACGGACAGAGACAGACAGAAACUGAUCGACACCAUCAUCAAACAGCUACGAAACCUCAUCGCACAGCACCACACCUAGAGCGAGCCACCAGCCUGAUGAACAGACACCAUUGAUCUGUUCAACCCUACAACCAUUGGCUGAUCUAUGCACCUUAACCUGUACUCCACAGAACUUCCAACGGCCACAACCGGUUCUUAUUGGUCGUCUUUAACAACCAGUCUAAACCUGCAACAAGCUCACUGGAUAGCAAGCUCUAACAUAAUCUUUACGCUUGGAGUGUGACAGCUCGCCUUUCACUUUAUCUCUCCGCUAUCUGACUUGUUAUCAGGCCUCAAGUGACCGUACUUCCUGGCCUGUUACGUCUUACUGACUGAAUACAAGGAUAUGUGAAACUCACCUAAAUGUUCUUGGUUGUUGCAAAUGAGCUGAACAUUAAUCUUUAAACGAAAACAAAAAUAAACGGAGGCUCUCCAGUUAUCACCUUCAAAUUCACACCCUGAAUCUAACGGAGUAGUCUUAUUAGGUGAAGACAAGAAAGGGAAGAAAGCUCUCUCUAAACAUUCAGACCAUAAAAGUUAACAUAGCAUAUGUCAGUGAAAAUAUGUGGUUAUUAUGUAGAAAAACAAGCAAGAACAGCGAGGAACAGUAGUGAAUACCAUAUUAUAACUAAAUACACAAAUGCAGUGACCUAACUCUGUUGCUCUACUUGUUGCUUCAGUUUGUGGAUGCUGUCGGGGCUUGUUGUUGUAUUUGUGGGUCUACAGGGUGGGAACAUGUUAACUUUGUGGUGUUUUCAUAAGAACUCGCAUUUUCAGAGAUUAUUCUUUUUACCACAAGCCUCCUUAUUUCCCUUUUCUGAAAUCUAACUGGCUGGUUAGGCAGUCUGAAUUUUUUCUCCUCUAUCACAUGAGAACCUUUAAGGUCUUCCACGUUGCUCUCCCUCACUGUGGCACAAUGACAUAGCGUAGUGAAUGUACAUCAGGGAGGGUCGUCUUCUGUGGCAGAUAGUCAUUUUUUUUCACGUUUUAAUAUUGCAACCAGAAAAACGCUGAAGUUCAAAUCAGGUUUGGGAGGGGGGAGGCAAAGUAGAUAUUGGUUGUGAAUUUAUAGAAUGUUACUCGAGUAUCCCUUAUUGUCUAAAAAAAAGGGGGGGAUAUUCACACAACAUGGCAACCCUUUUCCCAACUUAAUACACAACCUGCAAACACUUGAAUUUCAAUGCUCAGAUAUGGCAACCCCCUCUUAGUGUUUGGGAUUCAAAAGGGAGGGUUGUUGUCCAAACAUGGCAACCCAUUCCUCUUCUUUCAGCAAAACGAUCAUAUUUGAAUGGGAGAAGGGGGGUUGAGCAUUUUCUACUCUUCAUGUAUAAAUAACUGGGGAUGCUCAAGGCGUAUAGUUUAGUUUGCCUGGUUGACUAGAAAGUAACUAAUUUGUAUACAAACCGUUGUACUAAGGCCGAGAGCGCACACUUUUGUCUCCCAUAAACAUAUGCCAAGCUGAGCGUGUGUGUGUGUGUGUAGCAUGGCCACAAAGGUUUGUUUAGUUGAAACACAGCACAUAAUUACAUUUUCACGAGAUUUUUUUUUUACUAAUAUGGGUCUCUUUGCUUGGUAUUGCUUUUUUUCUUGAACUUGGGUGCAAUAAUAGCAUUGGAAACUACAGCUGUGUGCGUGUGUGUGUGUGUGCGCGCGUGUGUGUGUGUUCGUUUCAUGGCGCUUUAUAAAGGGAUUCAAACCUACAGUGUGUGUCAGAAGGGAAUUCAAGUCUUCCUCUUCCUCUCUGCUGCACAGAGGACAUUCGGUCGGUUGAUGUCUGAUUUACUGAGCGACAUCAUGUUGUGUUUGUGUUCACUUGUGCAUGCCGGCACUGUGAAAUCAAACGUGUGCAUUCAUGGAGAUGUGUAUGUUUUUUGUGUGUGUUUUGAUCCAUCCUUAGCUGUGUAUCAUUUUUAGGUGUUAGUAAGGGAAUGGGGCCGUCGGUAUUGAAUGUGCCUUUGCUGUAUUUUGUGUUAUUUGUUUUCCUGCCAAUAAAGAGGCAACACUGCGGCAUUUGGACUCUGAACGUCCACACCGGAUUUACAGUAAUAAAAUAAAAUUUUGGAUGUCUGGCCAAAAAUAAGUCUUAACUCAAAGUCCACUUGCUAGCUUUUUGCAGAGCUUUCAACCACUCUGACAGUGUCCUGGAGGUCUAUUUGUUAUUUUACCUUUUCUGUGACAAAUUAUGAAGCUACACACUCUUAUUUGCUUUUAUCUGAUUAGAUUAGACAUGAUGACUGAUCAGUGGCUCUAUCAUAACUUACAACCUGAAAUUUCAUUAUGUAUGAGAUUUUUAAGAAUUAGAUAAGUUUUCUUGUAAAAUUAAGGUCUGUUUCUCAGAACUAGGACUUGGUAUCUCUUAACUAUGAGGAAAUGUCAUAAUUUAGAUGGGGAGGUUUUCACGCAACUUUGAGAUGUGAAUAAAAAAAAAGCGUUUCUUUUCCUUUGGGGAAUAAAGUGCACUUAAAUGCACAUUAAAAAUGAAGAAAAAUAUUCCUCAUGCUAGUUUUUUUUUUUUUGCAAAAUGAUCUUACUUUUGGCCAAUGAGCUGCUCCACUUAUUAAAUUCCUUGCUUGAGAGCACAAGCAAGGCAUUCAAACUUACAACCCUCCGGUCACCUGUUCUCCUGCAUGAGUGUCGGGGUCCAGAGUCCUCAGGCUGCAGAUGUCAUUGUUACUUUGUUUUGUAUUGUGUAAGCAGAAAUCGUUGCUGAGACAGAAGCACUGUACAUGCUGUUGUAUUAAACCACUAAUGAAUGAAAGUAAAAUACUAAUACAGUUGCAACAAAAGCCAACAAACAAAUAUGGAAUAAAUGUUAAACUGUCGAGAA
Messenger RNA from Micropterus dolomieu (smallmouth bass), 5299 nucleotides. It is a transcript of the gene exoc6b, whose product is annotated as exocyst complex component 6B. Lineage: Eukaryota; Metazoa; Chordata; Actinopteri; Centrarchiformes; Centrarchidae. The transcript is spliced from 22 exons. Gene Ontology annotation, cellular component: membrane; exocyst. Bases 89 to 2512 code for a protein of 807 amino acids. The record is from RefSeq and is a predicted model, not a curated record. Gene Ontology annotation, biological process: exocytosis; Golgi to plasma membrane transport; intracellular protein transport.